UCGUACCACCACCACUUGAGUUUCGGAGACAAGCGCACCUGGAGCACCACAGAGCUGCGCCACGUUAAAUGUGACCUCGUAUCAUCAUGUAUGUUGCCGCUCAGUACUGCUCUGCUGCUAAACACCAGGACCCUCCUCUCCACCUCUCUCUUUCUAGUUUCCAGUGAGCAGGCGCACGCGCACGUGGAGCGGCCAUGGCGACCGCGGCAACUGCCGGCGCGGAGGGGCGUCACGCCGUGUUCUUCCCUUUCCCGGCGCAGGGCCAUGUGAAGGCGGCGCUCGGCCUGGCCCAGCUCCUCCACCGUUGCCAUGGCUUCCAGGUCACCUUCGUCCACACCGCCGAGCACAACCGCCGCCGCCUCCUCCGCUCGUGCGGCCUCGGCGCGCUCGCGGGGGUCUCCGGGUUCCGCUUCGCCGCCGUCCCGGACGGCCUGCCCCCGUUCGAGGUGGACGCGUCGCAGGACAUGGGCGCCCUGCUGUCCACCACGGAGGCCCUGGUCCCACACUUGAGGAGCCUCGUUGCCGGCCUGCUCCCGCCCGUGUCCUGCGUCAUCUCCGACGUCGAGCACGUCCUGUAUGGGUCGAGGGAGAUGGGUACCCCCUGCGUCACCUUCUUCACGACCAGCGCGUUCGCCUUCAUGGCGUCCCAGCAGUUGCAGCGGCUCGUGGAUAUAGGCAUUGUCCUAAACGCAACGGCGUGCCACAGGACCACUCCGUCCGCCAUCAUCUUCCACACCUUCGACGACAUCGACCGCGAGGCCAUGGCGGCCAUGUCCACCAUCCUGCCACCCACCUACGCCGUCGGGCCGUUGCCGCUCCUCCUCGGCCAUGUCUCUAGCGGCGUGGCUGACACGCUGGAAUCCAACUUGUCCAAGGAGAACAACGCGGUGCUCCGGCACGAGGCGAUGGGCGCGUUCCUGACGCACUGCGGGUGGAACUCGGUCCUGGAGAGCCUCAGCGCCGGGGUGCCGAUGCUGUGCUGGCCCUUCGGCGCCGAUCAGUACACGAAUGCAAGGUACGUCUGCUCCGAGUGGCGCGCCGGCAUGGAGAUCGGCGGCGAUGUCGAAAGGGAUGAGGUGGAGGCGGCCGUCCGGGAGGUGAUGGGAGGAGGGGGCAAGGGAGAAGAGAUGAAGAGAAUGGCCAUGGAAUGGAAGGAGAAGGCUGCCAUGGCUGCACUGCCAGGUGGGCCAUCUUGGGUAAAUCUGAAGAAGGUGGUCAAUGAGGUGCUUAGUGUGGCUCCUGCGAGGAAUAUGGAUGUGGAAUUAUGA
Molecule: messenger RNA, 1268 nt
Organism: Triticum aestivum (bread wheat)
Lineage: Eukaryota; Viridiplantae; Streptophyta; Magnoliopsida; Poales; Poaceae
Product: UDP-glycosyltransferase 85A1-like
Exons: 3
Coding region: 195-1268 (357 amino acids)
Molecular function (GO): quercetin 7-O-glucosyltransferase activity; quercetin 3-O-glucosyltransferase activity
Source: RefSeq, a predicted model, not a curated record